Messenger RNA from Entrophospora candida, 1391 nucleotides. The record is from the annotation of a GenBank genome assembly. NCBI's taxonomy places the organism in Eukaryota, Fungi, Glomeromycota, Glomeromycetes, Entrophosporales, Entrophosporaceae.
AUGGUUCCGGUUUAUACAAUAUCAGAUUUAUUAGCAUAUUUCUUUAUUCAUAAAUCAGUUUAUUUUGCCUUUUUCCGUGAUACAUAUCAAGCAUGGUGUAUUGCUUCAUUUUUUAAUUUAUUAUUAGAAUAUUUGGGUGAUGAUGGAGAUUAUAGAAUUACCCAAAUAGGAACAACAAAAAUGCCUCCACCACUUUGUUGUAUUAGAUUCAAUCCCUCUAAACAUAAAUCAUUCUUCCUACCCAGUUUAAAAUUAGCCGUGUUACAAUACGCAUUGAUAUUAUAUUUAACAACUUUUAUCUCGGUGGUGUUGCAAUUAAUUGGGGUUUAUUGUAAAGAAAAUUAUUCUAUUUAUUUUCCUCAACUUCAUUUAGUAAUUAUACAAACAAUAUCUUCUCUAAUCGCAAAUCUAAGUUUGGUAAGGAAUUCGACUAUUCGUAAAGAAUUAAUAGGAUAUCAAUUAGGAUUAAAAGAUUUGUGCAUAAAUUGGGCACUUUUCAUUGUUACAUAUCAAGGUCAUAUUCUUGCUCUAGCAGUUAAUCUACACUUUUUUGCGAACACGGAAUAUUUAACCGCAGACGAUAUAUCAACGGCAAUUCAAUCAGUUUUAGUAUCGAUUGAAUUUUUCUUUUUAUCUCUAUUACACAUGAAAGCAUUCAGUGUAAAGGAAUAUCGAGAAUCAGGAGAAAGGAUGUCAACUCCCGUUUUUUCAUCUUUAAGAGAUGCUUUAAAUAUACGGGAUGCUGUGUUUGAUUUUAUUCAUCUUUUAAAAUUCAUAUUUCUCUAUGCUGUCCUAAGAAGACCUGAACCCGAAAAAAGAGAAGAUCCACAAAGAACUGCUGUCUCAUUAAAGCCUUUGGCUGAUAUUAUAUCGAAAGAAGUUAGUAGUGAUAUUGGUAGCAGAGGCAGAAGCGAAAAAGAUUAUCUCAAAAAAGCUUCAAGCUUAAGUAGAUCUACAACUAAUACAAAAAAAUUGAGAGGAAAUGAAAUUACAGUUGAAACUAUUAACAAAAUCAAUCCAGUGUCAUCAACUAGCAUUGAAGAUUCUAUAAAAAAAAUAAUAAGAAUAAUCAAAGAAGAUGAUAUGAAAAAUUCAACAUAUUCAUCAGAAAAUCGUGUAUAUGAAGUAUUGUACGAGAAUCAAAGAGGAUAUUCACCAAUGGAUAUUUAUACAUUUCAAUUGCCGGAUCCAACUUGGGAAUGGGUUAAUAAAGAAUGGUUGAUUGAUAUGUCUGGUGAUGUUGACCAAGAAGGAUGGGAGUAUUCCAUAGCAUUUAAUUUUAAUCGUUGGCAUGAUAAGGAUGAGUCAAAGACAAAAUCCGAAAUUGAAAAAAUUUGGUAUAAAGUAAAAGGCUCCAAAUUAGACAGGGAGAAAUUAAAUGUGAUUGACGA